AUGAAUACGACUAUAUCAAAUGAUGAUGAACAACAAAUUAUUCCAUUGUCUGCAUUAUCAUCUGAAAAAAAUUCAAAAGAAAAUCAUAUUGCUAGUAUGUAUGAAACAAUAAGUUCAAAUAAUAAUAAAAUUCAAAAACUAACUAUAUCCGAAACUCAACAACGAACAUCUGUUUUACACUUAAUUGCAUGGCCUAUUCGAAUUCUUACAUCAUUACGUACAACACAUUUUUCUGAUCAUAAUCUCCGUAUAGCAUUUCUCUUAUUUAUAAUGUUAAUUGGUAUAACUAGUUUUACAACUGCACUUAUUGUAGGUUCCAGUACAGUACAAUUUAAACAACAAUGUCCAUUGUAUGCUUCAUUUAAAUUUAAAAUAUUAAAUACAACUACACAUAAUUGGACAAUUAGAAUAGUACCAUCAUCUGAAAAAUUUAGUUCACAAUCAAUAUGUGAUUUUUGUACAUUCUAUAAUAUUUCUACAUUUAUUUAUUGUAUUAUGACUGGAUUUUUUUUCAUAUUAUUUAAUAGUGAUCAUAGAAUAAUUACAACAAAUGAUCGAUCUUUAAUUAUUCCAUGGCUUCCAAUAUCGGUUAUACUCGGUUUUUUAGCCUUAAUUAAUGCAUCUAUGUUAACAAAUGGUUUUUUAAAAUUUUGUUCAACAAUUAUAUCAAAUGAUAGUCAUAUUACUUCAUGUUCUCAAUUAAAUCAAUUAUUUUUCGAACAAUAUCCAAAUGUCUCAUUAUUCUUUAUCUAUAUGCUUGUAGCUAUAAUUCAAUCAUGGUUUCAACUAUCAUUUUUUAUUGGUAUUAUUACUAUUCUUACUAUUCGUCUCACUUCAUUAUUCGACUGGCAUAGUAAUAGUAAUGAUAAUACACAAAUCAAUGAAAAUUCAAUUGGAAUAAUAAUUUAA
Messenger RNA from Rotaria sp. Silwood1, 909 nucleotides. Lineage: Eukaryota; Metazoa; Rotifera; Eurotatoria; Philodinida; Philodinidae. The record is from the annotation of a GenBank genome assembly.